Molecule: messenger RNA, 3155 nt
Organism: Protomyces lactucae-debilis
Lineage: Eukaryota; Fungi; Ascomycota; Taphrinomycetes; Taphrinales; Protomycetaceae
Product: glycoside hydrolase superfamily
Exons: 2
Coding region: 216-3050 (944 amino acids)
Biological process (GO): carbohydrate metabolic process
Source: RefSeq, a predicted model, not a curated record
CGCAACACCACCAUCAAGACACAUCCAGGGCAUCUGCCAAGGCCCAGAGACAGCGGCCUGCUCCCGGCUCGGCCUCACACCGUCCUUCCUUUAUCCGACACUCGAGGCACCACCCAUCAGAGUACUCUCGUAGCCCCUUCUUUUGUGCUCGUCUUCCCCGGUUCGCCCAGCACCUCCUUUUUGUGCUCAUCCUGGUUCGCGCAGCCUCAUGCGGCAUGCUCGCCAACGAAUGGAAGUCUAGGAGCAUCUAUCAAAUCGUCACAGAUCGCUUUGCUCCUUCCACCGCCGAGGAUGAGGCCCGUUUAGGACCCUGCAAUCCCGGAUACUUGCAGGGACAAAUAUGCGGCGGCACUUGGCAGGGGAUCAUACGGAAGCUUGACUAUAUCCAGGGCAUGGGAUUUGAUGCGAUAUGGAUCAGUCCGAUCACAAAGAAUAUCGAGGACCAGACUGACUAUGGCUAUGCGUAUCAUGGCUACUGGCCUGAAGAUCUCUAUUCCAUCAACCCGCAUUUCGGCACCCCAGACGAUUUGUUUGCCCUGUCUUCAGCGUUGCACGCCAGGGGUAUGGCGCUUAUGGUGGACGUCGUUGUGCAACACAUGGGCUCACCAGCGCAAAUCGAUCUAACCCGCUACACGCCCUUCAAUGACCCGUCACAUUACCACAGCAAGCAAUUCAUCACGGAUUACACUAAUCAGACGCUGGUGGAGCAAGGCUGGCUUGGAAACGGCCAAGUACCGCUACCAGACCUCAAUACGGAGAAUCCCGUCGUCAUUGACACGCUCAAUGCAUGGAUCGCAUCUCUUGUACAACGCUUUAAAAUUGAUGGAUUACGGCUAGAUACUGUCAAGCAUGUCCGCGCUGAUUUUUGGCCAGGCUUCAUCCAAGCGUCUGGUGUCUUUGGCCUCGGCGAAGUGCUGAGUGGCGACCCAGACUACUUGGCUCACUAUCAACCAUACACAGGCGGUUUGAUCGACUAUGCAACUUACUACCCGCUCUUGCGUGCAUUUGGUCCGCUCGGCGACAUGGCUGAGCUUGGCCAGUUGCUAGCACCUUCGUAUCGAACCAAAUUUCGCGACACACAGCUGUUGGCGACGUUCAUGGAGAACCACGACAAUCCGCGCUUCCCAAACACGAGUAAAGAUCCGGUCAUCGUGAAGAAUGCACUUGCGUAUACAAUAUUGUCCGAUGGCAUUCCCAUGAUUUAUUAUGGCCAAGAACAAGGCUUUUCAGGACUUGUGGAUCCUGCGUGUCGAGAACCAAUGUGGCCAUCUGGCUGGAAACAAACGGAUUUGUACAAGCAUAUUUCCUUGCUCAAUAAGGCCAGGAAGGCAGCUUGGUCUGUUGGGUUUGGUCAGAAUCUUGCGCUUGGUGUCUAUUUGGACCGCAACAUUCUCGUUACUCAAAAGGGUCCCAUGUUGCUGGUCAUCAGUAACGCAGGUAGUGCUGCAGCGAAGAAGACAAUCACUUUUCCGACGAAGCUUGCGAACGGUACCUUGAUGGUCGACAUUUUCUCGGGCAAGUGCAUUACUGUUGGCAAAUCCACGACCAGCACAACAGUGAGUGGCGAUGUGCAAGUCUAUCUUCCACUGGCAUUGGCACAGAGCGUUCGUCUUGGUCUGGACAAUACAGCACCAACCGUGAGCUCACCCUCUGGCUUUCGAUCAAGGUUAUCGAGCAUCUUUGGCUCAUCCAAGUCUGCCGGGCUUGCAGCCAGCAAACUUGUCUCAACAAAAUAUGCAUCUGGUAUCCCUGCGCGUGCGACGUCGAGUCUCGGAUUAUCGAGUCGUCUUCCUGCCAUUUCCACGACGGACAAGGCGCUUCGUCCGUCUUCCACAGCCCUCAGGAACACACAAUCUAUUUUUCCAUCAGCUCCACGAGCUAUACGUCCUGGUGCAGUAGAGACACAGCCAGUUUUGCGGAAGAGCAGCUCCCACUCGUCGCUGCAAGUGCCUUCUCCGCGAGCAGUGAUCAACACGGGCAACUCACGCACCUCCUCCCUGACGGAUUCGUCCACCAUGUAUCACCAACAAAAUAACAGUACGGGCAUGCUCAACAAUGGUCGAGUACCUCCGCGCAGUACGACACCGCUCGUCAAUGGCCGUGCCGGUGUCGCAACAACGACGUCUCCUGGAGCAAGUCCCGGACAAACCAUGUCAGCAGCGAUGCAAGCACGUCGUCAGCACGCACGACAAGUCACAGCACCGCCUGCUUCAUUGAGUCAACACUAUCGUAAUGCCUCACCAUCCCCACAACUCAGUCCAGCACAGCAACAACAGUACCCGAUUGGCUCUGCACAGACUUCGCCGGAGAGUACUCAGCAGUUGUCUAGCAAGUAUACGUAUGGCCAAGGUGGACAUGGACACACAUUAAGCCACGGUCAUAAUGGUGCCGGAUAUGCACCGCAUGUGCAAUCUAGAUUAACGCCGAGCAUGCGGUCGAGCAGCGAGUCGAACUUGAGGUACAUGAGUCACGGCAAAAAUCAAGGACAUCCUCCGAUGCCCACAGGUCCUCUUAGAAGAGAAGCGUCGAGCCAAUCACUCGCUCAAGAUGCAAGGUCUAAUUCGAUGCGCAGUCAGACGGAUAGGCCACCCAUGCCGCCUGUGCCAACCUUGGAAACGCGAAAAGCUCUAUUGGAUGGCAAUGCCCCGUAUGCGCAUACAUUCUCCAUGUCAGCAACAAGCCUGCAUAGUGCCAAUGGCUAUGGUGGAUACCCUGCAACAACAGCUUAUGCGCGAUCUCGACGCAAUAGUAAUGCAAGUCUCAGGUCGUUUCAUACUGUUGGUGGGCGCACCUCGACCGAUGCUGCUCGAGACAGACAUGCCUUACUGGCUGCUGAGACGGGUGCACCGAUUCCUGCUGGUUAUCAUCAUUAUGGGCAUGACGCUGCUGACGCGGGUCAUGAGACGAGUGCACCGCGACAUGCACCCAAGAAUCUGCCUGUACAGGGGUACCAGCAGUACACGCGUAAACGGUCUGGUAGUGCGUUGCAGUAUGAUUUAUCGCAUGCUGGUCCGAUGCAAGGCUAUCCAGACAUGACAAGGCAUGCAUAAGGAACGCUAGAGGGGAUCGACGAUAGACGGAAAGAGGAAGAAACAUGGACGGAAAAGUAGCCUUCAUUCCAAUUUGCAUUCAUUAGCGAAGCAUAGUAGUCAUCC